Paramecium octaurelia is the source of this 357-nucleotide messenger RNA. NCBI's taxonomy places the organism in Eukaryota, Ciliophora, Oligohymenophorea, Peniculida, Parameciidae. The record is from the annotation of a GenBank genome assembly.
AUGUCAAAGGAGAAUAAAUGUUCCCGUUUCAAAAAAUCAAAAAAGCAGAUCGAAACACUUAAUGACUUUUAUCUAAGACAAUAGCAAUGGGGAUAAAAUACAAUCAAAGAAAUAGCUAACGCAACUAAUUUACCAAAGGAGAAGAUUUACAAAUGGUAUUGGGAUCAAAACAAGAAGAACAAAUAGGAGGUUCCAAAUGAUGAACUUGUAGGAGAGAUCUUUGUUAAGUAAGAUCGUAUGACUUCAACUACCCAUGAAAUAUUUUAUUGUAAUGGACUUUAAAUGAAUUAAGAAGUGAACGAAAAUUUAAAAAGUAAACUAAUCAAAUUAGCCAGAGAUCUGAUUUUAAUUAAAUGA